This is a messenger RNA of Naumovozyma dairenensis CBS 421, 690 nucleotides long. It is a transcript of the gene SOP4, whose product is annotated as Sop4p. NCBI's taxonomy places the organism in Eukaryota, Fungi, Ascomycota, Saccharomycetes, Saccharomycetales, Saccharomycetaceae. The transcript has a single exon. Bases 1 to 690 code for a protein of 229 amino acids. The record is from RefSeq and is a predicted model, not a curated record.
AUGUUAUUUGUUUUAUAUUUAAUUGUAGGUUUUCUCCUCUCCUUUGCAAAAUGUACCACAAUUAAAGGGAAACUUGACUUACCAUUCGUGAACAUCAGCAACUUCUCUAUAUCGAGAACAUAUUUCAGCCUUUAUCAAAUUGGUAAUUAUUCAACAAAUGAACCAUACUAUAAGAAAACCGGACUACAAGACAGCGAUGGGAACUUUGAAUUUUCAAAUUUGCCAAUAAAUUCAGGAAUCAAUGAAACAACACAUUUUGUAUUAUAUUCAACAUCACUGGACUUUAAUUUGAAACCUAACAGAAUUCUUAUAGAAUUUAAAGAAUUGGAGAAUGGCACAAUUACGUCAAAAGCCUUCAAGAACUUUUUUGGAAGAGAAUACUUCCCUUCAAACGAUAUAAUACAUCCAGAACAUUUAGAAGCUAUUGAAAUGGAACCAUACAUCACCAUAUCGGAAGUUAAUAUGGCACCAUAUAGAUCUUACUUCCAAGUAAGAAAUGUUGGUAUCUUACAAAGUGGUCCAUUGGCUAGUAUCUUGAAUUCUCGUUGGAAAUCCGCUGCCGUUCUUUCUGUCAUUCUAUUAGCUAUAUUCCCAUUCCUUGUUGAAAAAUUCGAUCCAGAAACAACAAAGGCAAUGAAACAGGAAGCUCUUGCUAAAAAAAGGAAAAAUAUAUCAAUUCUGCAUAGAUAA